Danio aesculapii is the source of this 1653-nucleotide messenger RNA. It is a transcript of the gene rorc, whose product is annotated as RAR-related orphan receptor C. NCBI's taxonomy places the organism in Eukaryota, Metazoa, Chordata, Actinopteri, Cypriniformes, Danionidae. Gene Ontology annotation, molecular function: RNA polymerase II cis-regulatory region sequence-specific DNA binding; nuclear receptor activity; zinc ion binding. Gene Ontology annotation, cellular component: nucleus. The transcript has 11 exons. The record is from RefSeq and is a predicted model, not a curated record. Bases 93 to 1505 code for a protein of 470 amino acids. Gene Ontology annotation, biological process: regulation of transcription by RNA polymerase II.
UUAACAGUGUGAGACUGAGCUGUCAGCAAUAUUGAGUGAUUAAGACAUAUAUCUUCACGAGAGAGAGACAGCUGUUCACACAUUCUGUGAAGAUGAUGCGAGCUCAGAUUGAGGUGAUUCCAUGUAAGAUCUGUGGAGACAAGUCAUCAGGGGUUCAUUAUGGAGUCAUCACUUGUGAAGGCUGCAAAGGUUUCUUUCGCAGAAGUCAGUCCUCCAGCGUGCAGUACUCAUGCUCCAGACAAAGCAAUUGCCCCAUUGACCGUGCCAGCCGUAAUCGUUGCCAGAGCUGCCGUCUAAAAAAAUGUGUUGCUCAGGGAAUGAGCCGUGAUGCGGUGAAGUUUGGGCGUAUGUCCAAGCGUCAGAGAGACUCCCUAUUUGCAGAAGUUGAGAGACAUCGCCAGCAUCAGCGUCUUCAAGCCAACUCAGUCCAGGAGCCCCAGCCUCUCCAAGCCUACCGAUCCAGCAAAGAGCCCAGAGAACAGCCAUCACAUCCCAUCCCACCUCUACUGCCAGCCUACCCUUUUCCUGUAGAGCCAGAACUUUCAGGCUGUCCAACAGAAGUAAUUCCAUACCUGGACUGUCACAUAGUUGAGGCCCAGACUCAGGGUUUGGCCUAUAGGGCCCCCCUCAGGAGAGGAUUUGAGUCUACAAGAUCUACACCUGAGUCUAUUCUGAACAUGACUGGAAGUGAAAUGGGGUUUCGUCCUCUUGAUCUUGAGAGCUCAUUCUUUUCCUAUCCAACCUCUCUGCAAACAGAGGAGCUCGCUGCAAGUAUUAUACGCUCACACAAAGAGACAACUCAGUAUCGAGCAGAGGAACUGCAGGCUCUCAGAUGGAAGGUUUUCAGCAGGGAGGAGAUCCACAUAUACCAGAGCAAACCAGUGGAUGAGAUGUGGCAGCACUGUGCUGUACGUUUGACAGAUGCCGUUCAGUAUGUGGUGGAAUUUGCUAAACGUAUCCCAGGAUUCCGUCAGCUUUGUCAGAAUGAUCAAAUUGCUCUCCUCAAGAGUGGGUCCAUGGAAGUAGUUCUAGUCCGGAUGAGUCGGAUGUUUAACACAGCAAACAACACAGUAUUUUUUGAUGGCAAAUUUGCAGGAACAGAUCUCUUCAAAUCUCUUGCAUGUAGCGAUCUAAUAGCUGCAGUUUUCGAAUUCGCUCACAAUCUGUGUGCACUGAGACUGAGUGAACAGCAGAUGGCGGUGUUUACUGCAAUGAUCCUAAUCAAUCCAGAUCGACCAUGUCUGGAGGACAGGGAAAGAGUUCAGAGAGUAAGGACAGAAGUUGAGCUUGCCCUUAGAUACAUACUGCACAGAGACAAUCAAGAGAGUCUACUGCAGAAGCUGUAUCAAAGAGUGCCGAUGUUGAGGUCAAUGUGUGCACUGCAUAUUGAGAAACUGCAAUGGUUCCGGCAGCUUUACCCUCUCACCGUGCAUUCCCUUUUUCCUCCGCUAUACAAAGAGCUUUUUGGCUCUGACGCAGAUAUACAUUCACUGACCACACACUAAACAAACACUGACACAUUUCAGUUGCAGAUAUAGUAAUGAAAUAACAUCACAUACAGUAUAUAAAAGUGUUUGCAUCCAAGGUUUAAAUAUAUUAUCUACCUGAUGAAUUUUUUUGCAACUAUUAAAGAACAUAAAAUAAUGUCUAUUG